Messenger RNA from Lolium rigidum, 1083 nucleotides. RefSeq names its product flavonoid O-methyltransferase-like protein Os11g0303600. Gene Ontology annotation, biological process: methylation. The transcript is spliced from 2 exons. The record is from RefSeq and is a predicted model, not a curated record. The coding region runs from base 1 to 1083 and encodes 360 amino acids. NCBI's taxonomy places the organism in Eukaryota, Viridiplantae, Streptophyta, Magnoliopsida, Poales, Poaceae. Gene Ontology annotation, molecular function: S-adenosylmethionine-dependent methyltransferase activity; O-methyltransferase activity; protein dimerization activity.
AUGGCCAUGGCAAGCGCUGAGCUUCUGCAAGCCGAGGCCGAUCUCGUGCGCCACUCCCUAGGCUACCUCAAGUCCAUGGCAUUGCAUAGCGCGGUCAAGCUUGGAAUCGCCGAUGCUCUCCACCGUUGCGGUGGCAGCGCCUCCUUGUCUGACCUGCUUGCUACCCUCCCCCUCCCUCCAAGCAAGCAGCCCUACUUGGCACGCCUCAUGAACGUUUUGGCCACGGAGGGAAUCUUUGUGGCUAAGGAAGCCCCUGUGGCCGACGGCGACGGAGCGGCCUGCGUGUACCACCUGAACACAAUAUCUCGCCUCCUCGUCAGCGACACCGGCAUCAACGGCAGCGCGUGGCGGCUGUCGUCGUGCAUUCUCAUGACAACCACGCCGCAGAUUGUUGGAUCCGCCCUGCAGCUGGGGAAGUGGUUCCAGAGCGACGGCGAGGCCACGCCGUUCGUGAUGGCGAACGGCCGGAGCCCCUAUGUCGUUGCUGCACAAGACGCCGAGUUCAACUCCGUGUUCAACGAGGCCAUGGCUGCCGACAGCCGCUACCUGGCAGACCUUGUGGUCCGCGAAUGCAGUGACGUCUUCAAGGGGAUAACAUCCCUGGUCGACGUCGCUGGUGGGACCGGUACCAUGGCGAGGGCCAUCACCAAGGCCUUCCCACAUGUCAAGUGUUCAGUUCUUGACCUCCCACAUGUGAUUGAAGGCAGCUCGGCCCAGGACAACAUCGAGUUUAUUGCUGGAGAUAUGAUGAAGUUCAUCCCAUCUGCUGAUCGUAUUUUACUCAAGUAUGUGCUGCAUAAUUGGAGCGACGCGGAUUGUGUGAAGAUCCUGACACGAUGCAGAGAGGCCAUUGCCCAUGGAACAAAGGAAGGGAAGGUCAUCAUUAUCGAUGAAGUGGUUGGAUCUCCUUCACAAAACAUACUUGAAGCUCAACUCUUGAUGGAUAUGCAGAUGAUGUCGCUAUUUACGGCCAAAGAACGAUAUGAGCAAGACUGGAACAAGAUGUUCAAGGAAGCAGGAUUUAUCAAUUACAAAAUUUACCCUAUCCUAGGAGUGCGAUCGGUCAUUGAACUCUACAUAUAA